Messenger RNA from Lates calcarifer (barramundi perch), 1765 nucleotides. RefSeq names its product myozenin-2. The record is from RefSeq and is a predicted model, not a curated record. Gene Ontology annotation, cellular component: actin cytoskeleton; Z disc. The transcript is spliced from 6 exons. Gene Ontology annotation, molecular function: actin binding; FATZ binding; telethonin binding. NCBI's taxonomy places the organism in Eukaryota, Metazoa, Chordata, Actinopteri, Centropomidae. The coding region runs from base 111 to 878 and encodes 255 amino acids.
AGAGUGGAGCGUGGAAGUAUCCCAGUUCCAGCGCGGGAUCGACCACACAAGCACACAGACCGACUCCAACACCCGACGUACAGGCAGACAGGAGACACAGAAAAACGACCAUGAUGAUGCAGUCCAGCCUAAGUGACUUGACUAAACAGAGGAUGUUGCAAGCUAAGGCUCUGUCUAAGGAGGCCAAAGGAGGGGGUCUGAACCUGGGCAAGAAGAUCAGUGUUCCCAAGGAUGUGAUGAUGGAGGAGCUGAAUCUUCCCUCUAAUCGAGGCUCUCGCAUGUUUCAGGAGAGACAGAAGAGGGCCGAGAGGUUCACCCUGGAGAACCCUGCCAACAGUGCUUACAACACCAGUAAUGUCCAUCUCGAGGCCAUUCCUCCUCAGCAAAUCAUCCCAGAGCCACAGGGAGGAAAAGAGAACCAGUCUUUCUCCAUCCCUGGUAAGCAUAGCCUGGUCAUGAACCUACAGAAGACUGUAGCAAAGAAGGGCAGUCCUGACGUCCUCGCUCCAGGAUAUUCUGGCCCUCUGAAGGAAAUUCCUCAUGAGAAGUUCAACACAACAGUAAUCCCCAAAUCCUACUGCUCCCCAUGGAGGGAAGCUUUGGGAAAAAACGAGGAGCUCCUGAAUGCCCUCAAUACCCAGCUGCCCCAGCUCCCACAAAGGCUACAGCCUGCCAACUACAGGUGCUUCAACAGAUCUCCCAUGCCAUUUGGGGGAGGUAUGGCCAGCAAGAGGGUGAUACCAGUGAUUGGGUUUGAGGCACUGGAAUCCCAGAAACUGCCCAGCAUCGCUCCGGACCGCAUGUGUCACCGACCCAACUUUAACAGAGCACCCAAGGGAUGGGGAGCUGAAUACAGCCCUGAAUCGAAUGAACUAUAAAGAAAAAAGGGCUCAUAAGCUAAAGACUAAAGCGCUGACCUCCUCUCCUCUUCCAAAGAUUAUCCCCCGUUAGUCAGCGGGUGCUGUGGGGGAGGGGGGCCGACACUCCUGCAUGAUAUAGAAAAUUGCUACUGCUGAGUGGUUUGACCAGCUGAGGCAAACUCUGGAUGCUGGAAUCAGUUAUGUACCACAGUUGAGUCCAGGGGCAAAGCUGCCACAGGCUGAUCAGUACAACCCAUUUUAUUUAUUUUCUUCACUCAAAGUCAAUGUCUCAAUACCUGGCUCCCCUCUUUUCACUCUCUCAAUUCAUCCUUUUACACUGUGGCUUUACUUUUUCUCCACUAGCCAGACAACACACACAACAGUAAAUUGUUAUAUAAAUAAUGGUGAAUAUUCUGAGAUGAUCAAUGACAAAAUUUAGUCAUUUUAAUGACAAGUGAAAACAACAUACAAAGAAACCUUACAAUAACUAAGUCUUUAUGUUGUGGAAUUUUAAGAUUGUGGCAAAUUAAAAAAAAAAAAAAGUCAAAAUUAAUAGGUUUAAAAAUGCUGCUCAGAAUUCAACUCCAUGUGAUACUUUGCACGAUGUUACAAAUACAGGUUGAACGUAAAGUAUACAUUUUUAUAUGUACAAUGGCUCUGACCACAGGAGCCCUUUAAAACCAAAUGACCCUGAUCCUGGUCAGUACUCUUUGUGUCUGAAGUCUUCUACUUUGUUAAGUUCCACUGUUUAGAUGCUGUUCUGGUACUUUUUAACUGCGAGUAGUGACAAAGUCAUCUGGUGAGAUCCUGGUUGUUGUCUCUCCAGACACAGAUGGCGCUCCUUCAGUUCAUUCAUUUGCACUGCAGGUGGAAUAAUAAAUCAAAUCUUAUCGUCUAAGCAAUAA